AUGAAGACGGACAACUACCUCGCGCUCUGUCUGGAGCAGGCAGCCCUCUCGCCCCUCCACCACCGCCACGGGAGCAUCGUCGUGCGCGGCGGCAAGGUCAUCGGCCACGGCUACAACGACUACAGACGCGGCUAUGACGGCGGGGCCCUCAAGACAGGGCAGCUGGCGACGAAGCCCAAGCCGAAACCGAACUCAAAGCCAACGGGCUUCACAUCUUUAGACGCCUACGCCAUGGGCGGUGGAUGCUCAGCUAAUGCGCCGCUCUCCAUGCACGCCGAGAUGAUGGCGAUCCGCUCCGCGCUCGCAACUUCCAGCGCGCUGGCCGCCACGGCCGUGGAGGUGCAAAAACCGUGCGCCAAACUACCGGGUGCGGCUUCUAAACGAGGGGGCCAGCGACUCCGCGACGAGGCCGUGUGGGCGUACGUCGAGCGCGUCUGCGCCGAGGUCUUUGGCGCGGCCGCCGAGGGCCGCGAGUGGGGAGUUUCAGGUGGAAGAGGACGUGAGAGUCAGAGUAUUAAGUUUGGGGGCCGUGGCCGCAAGAAGCCGGCCCAGAAGCAUCGUUACGUGCCUAAGAGCGAGGAUAGUUUUUCCCGACAUACUACUAUCCGUGGGCUCGUGGCAGGCCCUGGGAUAGAAAAAGACCGCAAGACCGGCUCCGAUUCCAGAAGCGACGCUGUGCACGGCGCGGUAAGCACAGCACUACAAAUCCCCCCUCCCCUCUCACCAUCAGAGCUCAACUCACCCACCUCGCACGCACAGAACCGCAAGAAGCGCGCGCCAGAUAGACCCCCUAACCACCCCAAGCCCAUUCUAGUACGCACCACCCGCAGCACCCAGGCCCCCUCAUCCUACACCACCAAAGAGCGCACCAAGCACGCCAAACUGCACGGCGCAGACCUAUACGUCGCGCGCCUCGGGCACGCCGGACCCGCACAUUUAAGCAGCAGCGGCGGCAGCAAAGCCCCCAAAGACCCAGUACCGCCACCACCAGCACCAACGCCAACACCACGCCCCACACGCACAGGCUCCCUCCACGAAGAGCUCACCCACAUACUCCCCGCCCCACCCCCACCACCAGCAGCGCUCCCGGCCUUACUCGACCGCCGCACCGUGCAGCCCUCGCGGCCGUGCUACCGCUGCGUCGCGUACCUGCAUGCGGUGGGCAUCAAGCGCGUGUACUGGACGAACAGCGAAGGGGAGUGGGAGGGGGCGAAGGUGCGAGAGCUGGCUGAGGGGUUGGAAGGCGGCGGCGCUGGGGGCGAGAUGUUUGUGACUAAAGGGGAGGUUUUGAGGCUGAGGCGGGGGAUGGGGGCGUUGAGGGUAUUGAGGUUGUUUGGUUUGGCUUUGGUGUGUAUGCGUGUGUGGAGAUGUCUUGCUGCGGGUUUGAGCAGUAGAGACAGUUUGAUGUCUGUCUACGUUCCUACCUAUGAAUCCGUCCAGCACCAUCCGUUGAGUCAGGAGCACCGUCCUAUCUGCAUGCUUUAUCCGGACAGGUCUCAAAGCUGA
Aplosporella prunicola CBS 121167 is the source of this 1506-nucleotide messenger RNA. RefSeq lists its product as uncharacterized. Gene Ontology annotation, molecular function: catalytic activity. Bases 1 to 1506 code for a protein of 501 amino acids. The transcript has 4 exons. The record is from RefSeq and is a predicted model, not a curated record. Lineage: Eukaryota; Fungi; Ascomycota; Dothideomycetes; Botryosphaeriales; Aplosporellaceae.